Molecule: messenger RNA, 1142 nt
Organism: Oncorhynchus gorbuscha (pink salmon)
Lineage: Eukaryota; Metazoa; Chordata; Actinopteri; Salmoniformes; Salmonidae
Product: D-beta-hydroxybutyrate dehydrogenase, mitochondrial-like
Exons: 1
Coding region: 49-492 (147 amino acids)
Source: RefSeq, a predicted model, not a curated record
AUAACCUAAUGCCACUGUGUUGCAGGUCGUGUGGUCAACCUGGCCAGUAUGUAUGGGCGGAUGGGCAAUGCCCUGCGUUCUCCAUACUGCGUAUCUAAAUAUGGCGUGGAAGCGUUCUCCGACUGUCUACGUUACGAGAUGAAGGCCUGGGGGGUCAAGGUCUCCGUCAUCGAGCCGGGGAACUUCAUUGUGGCAACGGGCAUCCUGACCCGGGACAUUGUGGCGACCACGGCUGAUAAACUGUGGCGCGAGGCGCCCCCUGGUGUCCAGGAGGACUAUGGCCACGCCCACUUCGACAAGCACAUGGCUCUGAUGAGGUCAUACUGUAGCAGCGGACAGAAAGAUGUCCAGCCCGUCCUAGAUGACAUCACCGACGCCAUCACUUCACGCCGCCCGUUCACGCGCUAUAACCCCAUGGAGCCUCACUGGUGGAUCAGGAUGCAGGUGAUGACACACCUACCGGCCGCCAUCUCUGACCGUCUCUACUUCUGAACUGGAGAAUCUCCAAUCGUCUCCAUACGUACAGUUUAUCCUAUUGCAUUAGGGUUCCGUUCCACUUUAGAGUCUAAAAUUGGGGAAUUCCCUAUGGAAAAUUACAAGCGAUCGAUUCUCAAUAUGUUAAUCUAAUUUGAAUGAAUUUCCUGACUUGACUGAUUUUUAACAAUUUCUAGUCUCCUUUUGAUCAUGAGAUCAAGAGACCACUGCUGUAGCUAAGGAUUCAUUCACACUGGAAAUCUCAGUGAUUGAGCCAUUUUGAACAUUAUGCACUAUUGUCCUAUCUACAAUAUAUACGUUAUUCACCCCCUUGGAAAUGGGAUCUUUUCUUCUUCUUAAGUAAUAACUGAAGCUGUAAUAUUCAAGUGAUGAAGCUGAUGUUUGGAGGUUAUAUUGGCGCGAGUGUUAGGCUCGAGGUGAACACCAGCUCCCAGGGCAUUAUCACUUUUAUACGGUUUAUUAACAUAUUUUCAGAAACAUUAUUUUAAUGAAUUUACUCAUACAGUUUCAUCCUUCCGCGAGAUAUAGUCCCGACACAAAUCUGGGGUUGCUACCCAAGCCGGCUGGUUGUUCAUUCUAUCGGUUCGGUUGCCAGAGACGCGACCCAGUCGUUGUCCUUUUGUUCUGUGUCUAUGGACGCGACCCAG